AUGGAAGUGGAAUAUGAGUCCCGGAAACGGGAGGUAUCGGAAAUUGAAGAUGACGAUGGUCUCCCUGAAGAUUUACAGGUUAAAAAGGCAAAGAAGCCCCUUGACCGAGAAAUAGAAAAGGGGACCCCCUUGACUCAGAAAGAGGUUGUAUAUUUCCAGAAAGAAGCCAUUUGGAGACAAAUGCAGUUUUAUAAACGUAAAUAUCGUCUUGUGGUAGGUGAUUUGGAUAAAUACGAACGCAAAUAUGAACGAGUCAUGUCUCAAAUAGUUGUGUUGAGUACAUGGUAUGAACAAUUGAUGACAUUAUUUCGAGGACAGAACGAAGAAAGUUCUCCUUCUCCUCUGUUUGUUGAAGAAAUAUUAAUUACCAAUGAGGAUUUAGAUACCAAAUUAAAGGAUAAAAGAGACCAGCUUCUACAAGUUAUUGGUCCUGUAUUACAAAGACAGCAGAAUUUCACUGAUGGAGAUAUUAUUGAAAAGCUUUCCAGAUUGAACAAUGAGUUAUCUAGUGUUAAGACUCAAUUUGCAUCUUUGAAGGCGAAGAAGAAUUCUUUAAGUGAAAAAGUGGAGCUGUUGAAUAGUGAAAUGGAUAGAAUUCUUAAGUCUCAGGAUCGACACUCUUCUAUCACAUUAACAAAAGUAGAUGAAUCAAUGGACAAUCCCUCAAUACUGUCAUUGAAAUCUGAAGCUCCCAAUGGGGUCCAAAAGAACAGCAUCGAUAACAACGACAGUGACAAGAAUAAUUUUUCAAAUGGUAAUGGAAGUGUAAAGAUUGAGAAUUCUAAUGAUAAUGAAUUGAGUCAUGCUGUUGAUAAGGAGAAGUAUGAAUCACUUUUAAUCGAGUUAAAGGAAUUACAAGCUGCUAAUGAAAAAUUAGAAGAACAAUUCAAAGCAGUAACCACACAAUCAAAUAACCAAUCCAAAGAGUUACAUCUUCUUCAAGAGAAGUUAGCUCAUUUAACACCUUCAGAUUUGGAGAAAUAUAGCAAUUAUCAAAUCUUGAAGAGUACCAACGAACACCUUGUACAUAAAAUUGAAGAAUUGAAUCGGAUGAAUGACCUUUCUCUGCAUAAGUUAAGUGAAAUGGAGUUGAAUUUACAAGAAGUGAAGAAUUUUUUAGAUAAGGAACUUCUAAAUGAAAAUGAUACCUUGAAGAAACUGGUUCAGAAAGGAGAAUUAGACUUAGUUCGGAUUAGAACUGCUCGAGAUGAGUUAUUGGGCAAGUAUACUGUUUUGGAACAACAAAUCAAUGCUCAAAAGGGAUACAAUGAAUUAGUCAAGUUGAAUGAGAAUUUACUAUUACGAAUCAAAGCUUUGGAAACAGAAACAGUUACUAAUGACAUUGAAAACGAUGAAAAACUUUUAAAUGAAACCAAUGAAUCUUUAGUUAAAAGAAUCAAGAUUUUACAGAAUGAAUUGAAGGAAAUUGAAAGUAUUUUCCAUAGUGUUCUGGAAACUGCCAAUGCCAAAUUAAAGAAUGCUAGUGAACUGGAGAAUUUGAUUAAAAAACUUACCAUAGAAAAGAAUAAAGCUGACCAGAAAUAUUUUGCCAGUAUGAGAUUAAAAGAUCUGCUACUGCUGGAGAAUAAGAUUCUUAAGGUUCAAAUUGGUAAGACUCAAGAAUUACUGACCAAAUUUAAUGAAUUGGAAAAGGCAUAUGUUGCCAAAAUUGAUAUUUUGACUCGAUCCGUUAAUGAUUACAAGCUAAUUAAAGAGAAUAGUAUUCAGGAAAUGUCCAAAUUACAAGAACAAGUUAAAGUGCUUACCAUGAAGAAACAUCUGUUAACCAAAGAAUUGAAAAGGUUACUGUCUAAAUGUGAAAUGCUAAAUGAUGAAUUGACUAUUUCAACCAAUAAGCUCAAUGAACGCGAUUUGAGGCUCUCCAAGCUCGACUCCAAACUUAAACAAACUGAUAGCUUGCUAAAAAAAUAUAAAGCCAAUAACACCAAUUCAUUACUUCAAGAAGAUGAAAAACAAUUGGAAGCUUUAAGAGCUAUAGCCAAAUGUUCUGUUUGUGCAAAGAAUUGGAAAGAUACAGCCAUAACUGUUUGUGGCCAUGUCUUUUGUAAUCUGUGCACUCAAGAACGUUUAGCAGCAAGAUUACGUCGGUGUCCUUCAUGCAACAAGUCAUUUAGUGCUAAUGAUUUGUUAUCUAUUCAUUUAUGA
Lizanozyma spartinae is the source of this 2166-nucleotide messenger RNA. It is a transcript of the gene BRE1, whose product is annotated as E3 ubiquitin-protein ligase. Gene Ontology annotation, cellular component: nucleus; HULC complex. The coding region runs from base 1 to 2166 and encodes 721 amino acids. The transcript has a single exon. NCBI's taxonomy places the organism in Eukaryota, Fungi, Ascomycota, Pichiomycetes, Serinales, Debaryomycetaceae. The record is from RefSeq and is a predicted model, not a curated record. Gene Ontology annotation, molecular function: ubiquitin protein ligase activity.